CGGGCCUUCUCCCGCGCGCGAAAGGCGACGGCGUCAUGACUCUACCGAGAUUUGCAUCUUGUACGAUGACGGCUUGGCGGAUCCCAUCACAGUCCGACGGUGAAGGACCGGACUCCGAUAUCAUCAAGUACAUAAUGAUCUCAUUCCACCUCUUGUAGCUGUGUCUCGAUCCCAACUCUCAACCGCCCUGACCUUGACUCUCGAUACGAGCCAGACAAAACCAUCAAUAAAAACGAAAAUGUCAUCCCUACCACCACGAUCACUCAACCGAUAUCCCGCCCAGUCCACCGUCUGGGCUGGAAAAUGGAAGCUCUACAUCAUCCCAAUCAUCAUGAGCGGCUUCCUGCUGCAGAUUCUCUUCCUCGGCAAUAUGUCAUACCUCUACGGCGCCCUGUUCAAAUCCGGCUCACGGAUGCACAAUCUCAAGAUCCUAGCCGUCGACUAUGACGGUGGUGAUGUUGGCCGAGCGCUGUCGGGAGCUUACAGCAACCUGAAGUCUGAUGAGUUUCCUACCGUUGAGUUUGCAUCCUCAUCAGAGUACCCGACUUCCGAUACACUGCGCGAGGCCGUCUGUAAGCAUGGCUACUGGGGCGCCGUCUAUACGAACUCCGGCGCGACCGACAAGGUUCUGGCUGCUAUCGAAGGCGACAACACAACAACUUAUGAUGCCAGCGGCGCUAUGACCUACAUAUACAACGGUAUUUACUAUCCGGCUAUUGUCGCAUCAGUUCGAGGAAGCCUGCAGUCUCUUGUCACCGUCACAUCCAAGGUCUUCCCCCUUAUAUCGUCGGACGCCAUGGCGGCAGUCAACAUAACCAACCCGGCAUCAGCUGCUACCUUUCUUAGCCCCAUCGACGCGACCGUCUCGGAUAUCAUGCCAACCUCGCAGGGAGUCCGAGUCCUCCUCAAUACCGUCUCCCUAGUCAUGCCGAUCCUUAUGCAAUUCUUCUUCAUCAUGGGCGUGAACGCUAUCACCGCCAAUGCCAAGGUGCUCGACACGCAAUCCAAACGUGAUGUUUACAUCUUCCGACUCUGCGCCAGCAAGAUCUACGGCUGCAUUUCUUCUUUAUGCAUGGCUGGUUACAUCUGGGCCUUCCGCGAGAGCUGGGGCGUCACGGCCGGACAGUUCUUUGAGACGUGGAUGUGCCUCUGGUUCUACAUGGACAUCAACUACAUGGUCGUCGAUACAAUGAUCGGAACCAUUAUUCCUAUGUCAUUUUUUGCCUACUUCUUCCUGACCUGGGUCAUCUUAAACAUCGCCACCGUUGUUUACCCCUUUGAUCUCACACCAGGCUUCUACCACUGGGGAUGGGCCUUGCCCGCGCACAGCGUCUGGCUCCUGCUGGUCAGCAUCUGGUCCAACGGCUGCCGGGUGCAACUAGACGUGACGCUCCCUAUUCUGUUUGCCUGGUGGUUCGUCGGCCACUUCACCAGCGCUUGGUCGGUCCGCAAGAGGUGCUUGAUGGCCGAGGCUGAGAGCGAGCAAGCCAACAAAGACGAGAAGUUCACUCAAUACAACACCGAGCAGAGCCAGCAGUAUGUGCUUGAGACGGUCUCAUCGCGGGCCUCGAACCAGGGAAACAACGAUCGGACUUCCGAUAACUACGACGUCGAGGCGAACCGUCUUGGUGUAAGUCAGCCCGAGGGCAGCGAUAGUCGGACUGUCGUCGACGCGCCAGCGCCAUCACAGGAUGUUGAUGCUGCAAAGGAGCAGAGGCAAUGAGAACGUUCGAGACUGGAGAGAGAAGAGUAAUGGAGACAACUAAUCUGGCGUUUGCCGUAUUUCAAAGGCACUGGUUUAGACUUGAGGUUAUAGACAAGACAUGGUAUCACCUCGAUUUUGGACUGGUACGUGAGGAGAACCCAAAGAUGCAUCAUUAAUCAUUCCAACCUAAUGAUAAUAAUAAAUCAUUAUUCAGCCGAAGGCUGUCUCUACAUUAAUC
This is a messenger RNA of Ilyonectria robusta, 1943 nucleotides long. RefSeq lists its product as uncharacterized. Bases 239 to 1723 code for a protein of 494 amino acids. The transcript has a single exon. Gene Ontology annotation, cellular component: membrane. The record is from RefSeq and is a predicted model, not a curated record. NCBI's taxonomy places the organism in Eukaryota, Fungi, Ascomycota, Sordariomycetes, Hypocreales, Nectriaceae.